Molecule: messenger RNA, 1046 nt
Organism: Hevea brasiliensis (rubber tree)
Lineage: Eukaryota; Viridiplantae; Streptophyta; Magnoliopsida; Malpighiales; Euphorbiaceae
Product: peptidyl-prolyl cis-trans isomerase CYP19-3
Exons: 2
Coding region: 200-724 (174 amino acids)
Biological process (GO): protein folding; protein peptidyl-prolyl isomerization
Molecular function (GO): peptidyl-prolyl cis-trans isomerase activity
Source: RefSeq, a predicted model, not a curated record
UUAUACUGGGCGAAGUAGAAAUUAUGUGAAAAUGCCGGGGCAGUAUAGCAACAAAGAACAAAACCCUAAACCUUCAUCAGUUCAUCUCCUCACUUUUCAGUCUAUAUAAAUUGCCGCUAAAACCCUGUUCUCUCCAUCUCUCUAUACGGCGUCUCCAGCUGCAGCUUGACCUAAAAGGAUUUUAAUUGGGUAAUUGAAAAUGUCAAAUCCAAAGGUUUUCUUUGAUAUUCUUAUUGGCAAGAUGAAAGCUGGUCGAAUUGUGAUGGAGCUUUUUGCGGAUGUCACCCCAAAAACUGCUGAAAAUUUCCGUGCCCUCUGUACUGGGGAGAAAGGGAUUGGAAGAUAUGGAAAGCCACUACACUACAAGGGCUCAACUUUCCACCGAAUCAUCCCAAGCUUCAUGUGCCAGGGUGGGGAUUUCACAAGAGGAAAUGGGACUGGAGGAGAAUCAAUCUAUGGCAUGAAGUUUGCGGAUGAGAACUUCAAGCUAAGGCAUACUGGACCUGGUAUUCUUUCAAUGGCAAAUGCUGGCCCAAACACUAAUGGUUCCCAAUUUUUUAUUUGCACUGAGAAGACAUCAUGGCUUGAUGGAAAGCAUGUUGUAUUUGGGAAAGUUGUUGAUGGCUACAGUGUGGUUAAGGACAUGGAGAAGCUAGGUUCAGAAAGUGGAAGGACUUCACAAACUGUUGUGAUUGAAGAUUGUGGUGAGAUAACGGAGAAUUGAUAAGAUGAUAUGGUGGGCUUCAAAAUAUAAAUUAAUAAGUGGCGAUUGAGGUUCUUGAAUUUGAAUAUGCCAACCGGGGGUUCAAGAUUUUAUUGUUCUAUUUACCAUGGAAAGCUACAUUGCUGAACAAUGUUUUCAGGAAGAACUUGUAAAGGGAAUAUUUCAUUUGCACAGGUGGUUUAGGUCAAAUUUCAGAAAAGUUUAUGAAUAUUUUGUCAUUCAUUUCAAACUGGUGUCUUGAGGUCAAUCUGUACUUUCUACGGAGUUAUUGAAGGGCAACAAUGCUUUAGGAAUAUAUGUGGGGAAAAAGAUUUGUGAUGAA